AUGACUGCCAUAGGGAUCAACGGUUUCGGCAGGAUCGGACGAAUGUGUCUGAGAGCUUGUCUCGAGAAUGGUUUAGACGUGAGACACAUCAACGAUCCUUACAUUGCCGCAGAUUACAUGGUGUACCUUUUCAAAUACGAUUCAACACACGGUCCGUUUGCGGGAUCAAUAUCUUGCGAAGAGUCCUCACUUGUCAUUGAAGAGAGAAAAAUUUCAACGUCUCAGGAAAAGGUGCCCAGUAAAAUUGGAUGGAAUGACUUUGGUGUUAAGUUCGUGAUCGAGGCUACGGGGAUAUUUACAACUCUUGAUAAAGCCAGUCUGCACAUCGACGGUGGUGCGAAGAGAGUCCUGAUAACUGCCCCCUCUGUUGACGUCCCAAUGUACGUCUUCGGGGUUAAUCACGAAUGUUACAACCCAACAAUGGGAAAUAUUGUCUCAACUGCAUCCUGCACUACCAACUGUGCUGCGCCAAUUGUUAAAGUGAUGAAUGACAAUUUUGAAAUCAUUGAAGCUAUGAUCACCUCCAUACACGCUAUUACGGCUACGCAGAGGACGUUGGACGGACCCACUGGCAAGCUGUGGAGGGACGGCCGUAGCUGUUGCCAGAAUAUCAUUCCCACAUCAACCGGCGCUGCUAAGUCCUUGGCGAAGGUCAUUCCGGAACUUAAGGAUAAAAUAUCAGCGAUCGCAUUCCGCGUACCCGUUGCGAAUGUUUCUGUGUGUGAUAUUACUUUUCGGGUCUCGAAACCGACGAGUUACGACGAAGUCAAAAGAGCAAUGAAGAAGGCGUCCGAAGGUGAGUUCAAGGAUAUUAUGGCCUACACCGAGGAUGACUGUGUCUCUUCGGAUUUCAAUCACACGAGAUAUUCUUGCACGUUUGAUGCUAAAGCUGGGAUCCCGCAAACGAGCACCUUCAUAAAGGUGGUCGCAUGGUACGAUAAUGAGUAUGGAUAUGCACAUCGCGUUGCGGACAUGAUUGAUUUUAUGCAGAAAAUCGACGAGGGAUAACAAACAACCCAGGGGAGAGGAAUUCAUUAGUUUGCUGAAUCCAUGCAAGUCCUUUGAUGAUUUAAUUUUGAAUUCAAUACUAAUCAUUGCUAAUUUUCUUCAUUAUAUAUUGUCAUGUACAGUUUGAAACUGAAUUAUAUUUCACUGAGAACGA
This is a messenger RNA of Athalia rosae (coleseed sawfly), 1162 nucleotides long. RefSeq names its product glyceraldehyde-3-phosphate dehydrogenase-like. Gene Ontology annotation, biological process: glucose metabolic process. Gene Ontology annotation, molecular function: oxidoreductase activity, acting on the aldehyde or oxo group of donors, NAD or NADP as acceptor; NADP binding; NAD binding. The transcript has 7 exons. NCBI's taxonomy places the organism in Eukaryota, Metazoa, Arthropoda, Insecta, Hymenoptera, Athaliidae. The coding region runs from base 1 to 1008 and encodes 335 amino acids. The record is from RefSeq and is a predicted model, not a curated record.